This is a messenger RNA of Anopheles nili, 783 nucleotides long. Its product is annotated as putative nuclease HARBI1. Bases 1 to 783 code for a protein of 260 amino acids. NCBI's taxonomy places the organism in Eukaryota, Metazoa, Arthropoda, Insecta, Diptera, Culicidae. The record is from RefSeq and is a predicted model, not a curated record. The transcript is spliced from 4 exons.
AUGAUAUCAGGCCUGCAUUUGUUGCUGGAUUCUGAUUCAGGCAACUCGGAAACCGAAGAAUAUUCAGUACCCGUCUCGAUUCCACAGGAUAUUCCAAAUGAACACAAUCCGAGAGGCUAUGCUACAAAAAUACGUACUAUAUUUGUGGAUAUCUUUCUGUCAACGAUUCGUACUAUACAGGACACGUUUUGUGCUAAGUUCAUUACAUUGCUCAUGGGAAAUCAAGAACCAAUCAAGGCGAGUAAAUAUUUUACCGAUAACUUCGAGAUGGAUGGAGUGAUAUUGUGUGCAGCUGAAACGCACGUUAAAAUUUCAGUUCCACAGCACGAUAAGCACCUUUUCUUUUACAAGGAUAACGCGUAUACCCUCAACGUGUUAAUGAUCAGUGACCAUACGAAACGAAUACGAUACGUUAUUGCAAGGUUUAGUGGAGCAUUUCAUGAUGGCUAUAUAUGGGAUGCUUCUGAUGUGGAUCAAUUCUUUCGAAAGUAUCGAAACUACAAGAUUUUAGGCAGGUCUGGUUCGUUUUACUCCCCCAAACCAUGGCUAGUCAAGCCGAUCAGUGAUGCAGUACCGAAUUCUUCUAACGCCAAAUUUAAUUUUAAACACGCGAAGGCACUGUACGGUGCCGAAGAUUGUUUCAACCUUUUAAAGAAUCGUUUUCGGUGCAUACUGGGAUCACGACCGUUACCAUUUACACCUCAAGAAUGCGCAACAAUCAUAAAUGUGUGUUGUGCAUUGCACAACAUGUGCAUCGAAUACAAUGUACCAGAAAUUCUCUGA